AUGGCAAUCGAACUACCUCGCGUUAAUCUAGACGAGCCGCGCUACGACCAAAGUACCUACCUUAAUCGUGCCAAGCAUUUCCUUAUCGUGACCAAUCCGUUGAAUGUGUUCGCCACCGAGGAGCAACUGGACCGGGCCGCCCGAAUUGUGCGCGACUAUCGCGCCGGUAAACCCGUUCCAGAUGUCAGCAGUGUCGAUGAGCUAUGGAGCGCCAAAUAUCUGUACGACAGUGCGUUCCAUCCGGAUACGGGUGAGAAGAUGUUGCUCGUCGGCCGCAUGUCCGCACAGGUCCCAAUGAACAUGACCAUCACUGGAUGCAUGAUGACGUUCUACAAGUCGACGCCCGCCGUCAUCUUCUGGCAGUGGUUCAACCAGUCGUUCAAUGCCGUGGUCAACUACACGAACCGUUCCGGUGCGUCGCCCAUUAGCCAGGAGCAGCUGCUGACCUCGUACUGCAUGGCAACAGGUGGCGCCCUAGUGACUGCACUUUCGCUGAAUCGUCUCGUACGGAAUGCUCCCCCGCUUGUAGGACGUCUCGUACCGCUUGCCGCUGUAGCCGCAGCCAAUUGCAUUAACAUUCCGCUGAUGCGCAUACAAGAAAUCAAAAACGGCGUCACGCUGCUGGAUAAGGACGGCAAUGAACUGGGUCAAUCGGUUCGAGCAGCAACGGAAGGAAUAUCCGCAGUCACUUUCAGUCGUAUCUUGAUGGCAAUGCCUGGAAUGGUUUUCACCCCGGUGCUGAUGAACACGUUGGAAAAACGAGGUUUCCUGCGACGGUUCCCGUGGGCGAAUGCUCCCAUACAGACACUGUUCUGCGGUUUAUGUCUCACGUUCGCGACGCCACUUUGCUGUGCGCUGUUCAGUCAAAAGGCUUCGAUUAAUGUGGCCAGUCUCGAGCAGGAUAUGCGUGAGAAGCUACGCAAAGAACGUCCCGAACUUGAUGUCGUGUACUACAACAAGGGUCUGUAA
Anopheles marshallii is the source of this 969-nucleotide messenger RNA. It is a transcript of the gene Sfxn1-3, whose product is annotated as sideroflexin-1-3. The record is from RefSeq and is a predicted model, not a curated record. Gene Ontology annotation, biological process: monoatomic ion transport; serine import into mitochondrion. NCBI's taxonomy places the organism in Eukaryota, Metazoa, Arthropoda, Insecta, Diptera, Culicidae. The transcript has 5 exons. Gene Ontology annotation, molecular function: monoatomic ion transmembrane transporter activity. The coding region runs from base 1 to 969 and encodes 322 amino acids. Gene Ontology annotation, cellular component: mitochondrial inner membrane.